AGGCGUUAGUCUUAUAAUAACAGUUUAAUAAUUGAGCGGAAAUUUCUUCUUUGUAGUGAAGUCGCAUGUACUAGAGCCGUCAAAAAAUAAAAUAAAAACGGAAAAUGGUACUUCAAAAUCAGGUUUUGAUCUUUGCUAAAAUUUUAGCUGUAUUUUUAAUGUUCACUGAAUCAACUAACGAUCACUUAUUUAUUAACAAAACUGAUGAAAUAGUCUGCGCUACUUAUUUUGAAAAGUGUGACAUUGCAUUCCCUACACCAUGUUGCAAUCAAAACCAUAAAUGUAGCCGUAUCGGAUGGGGUUCGUUACGUACAGACUUAAGGUGUCUACUACAAGCUUUUUUAGGAGAUUUUUGUGAAACUGAUUAUGAUUGUGGCAUCGUAAACCAUUCAAAGUGCUCGGAAGAUCAUAAAUGUGAAUGUCGACCCAAUUAUGCUACGAUUGGUAAAUCAUUAUGCUUAUCACAACAAAAUGGCUUUUGUUUAAGUAAUGAAGAAUGUACGGCACAAAAUUCUGUUUGCAUUAAUUCUAAAUGUGGAUGCAAAUUGAAUUUCAUAUUAGGGUCUGAAAAUAAGUGUGAACCUAAACAAUUGGAUACGUUUUGUAACUCAGAUGAGGAUUGUGCAAUAGUUAACCACGCAAAAUGCUCUAAAGAUAAAAAAUGUAUUUGUAGACCGAAUAAUGUUGUCAUCAAUGAAACUUGUGUGCCAAUGAUAAACGGAUUUUGUUGGGGUGGUGAACCCUGUGCAGCCGAAAAUUCUGUUUGUAUGAACCAAACUUGUCAAUGCAAAGAAGGAUUUAAAUUUAUUCCUGAUAAUUAUUGCGUGAAAACAUAUUUAGGAAUGCCUUGUCAGAAAAAUCAAGACUGUGAAGAAAUAAGAAAUGCAAAAUGUUCAGAAGACAAAGAAUGUGUUUGUGAACUAAACGCUAUUAAAUUAAACCAAUCAAUGUGUAUAUCACUGAUAAAUGGAAGCUGCGAAAAUGAUCAAGAAUGUGCACCAGAAAAUUCCAUUUGUAUGAAUAAUGAGUGUCAAUGUAAGCUGAACUACGUACCAACUCAUAAAAACCAAUGUGAGCAAGUGACUUUGGGAAAGCCAUGUGAAAAGACUUUAAACUGUAGAGACGUAUGGCACGAAACGUGCUCUGAGGAUAAACGAUGUGUUUAUGAACAUUGUUAUGUUGAUAAUUCUUACUGUCCAGCUUAUAAUUGUAAAUGUAGACCUAACUACAUAGAAAUAUCCAAAAAUCAAUGUGUGUUAGAUUAUUCGUUAACACCCUGUCAAAAUGACGAAGACUGCGGAGAUAUAAAGCGUCGAGAAUGUUCAGAACAUAAUCAAUGUGUUUGCAAGCCAAAUACCAUCUCUUUAUAUAACUCAAAAUGUGUACCAAUCAUAGGUGGAUUUUGUAUUAAUGAUGAAGAAUGUUAUGUCAAUAAUUCUGUUUGUAUUGACAAUCGAUGUCAAUGCAAGCUAAAUUAUUAUUUCUUAUCCAACUACUUAUGCGUUGAAAGUAUUCGUUGAAUAAUCUUACAUAUAUUUAUUUUCUGAGUGCAAUUUGUAGAUUAUAAAUCUUUUUUUUUUUAAGUGUAACAUCACUACUUUAUGUGACUGCUAUGUAAUUUACGCUACUAAAUUUUAGAUUAUCGGAAAAAAACGGAUCAUAAAGAAUAACAAUGAAUAGUUCAUCUAUCACGGCAUCAAUUUUUUGGGAGUAAAUUCUGCAACCUUAAAAUUUGAAAGAAUCUGUUGUUAUUAUAUUUGU
This is a messenger RNA of Microplitis demolitor, 1761 nucleotides long. Its product is annotated as prion-like-(Q/N-rich) domain-bearing protein 25. Bases 105 to 1520 code for a protein of 471 amino acids. The transcript has 9 exons. Lineage: Eukaryota; Metazoa; Arthropoda; Insecta; Hymenoptera; Braconidae. The record is from RefSeq and is a predicted model, not a curated record.